Messenger RNA from Budorcas taxicolor (takin), 906 nucleotides. RefSeq names its product vomeronasal type-1 receptor 4-like. NCBI's taxonomy places the organism in Eukaryota, Metazoa, Chordata, Mammalia, Artiodactyla, Bovidae. Gene Ontology annotation, molecular function: pheromone receptor activity. Gene Ontology annotation, biological process: G protein-coupled receptor signaling pathway. Gene Ontology annotation, cellular component: membrane. The transcript has a single exon. The record is from RefSeq and is a predicted model, not a curated record. Bases 1 to 906 code for a protein of 301 amino acids.
AUGUCUUCUCAGAAAGAUGUCCUAAGAACUGCAAGCCAGGCAGCUCUGAAAACCACCUAUCUCUUACAGAUGGGAGUUGGGUCUCUGGUCAAUGUCAUCCUUUUCUUCCAAAACAUCUUUCCAGUCUUGUUUGGACACAAGCAGAGACCCACAGACACGAUUCUCACCCACAUGGCCCUGGCCAAUCUCUUGGUUCUUCUCUCUUCUGGGAUUCCCCACACAAUGACAGCUUUUGUUUCAAGUAAGCCCCUGUCCAGUCUUGGGUGUAAACUUGUAUAUUACAUACACAGAGUGGCUCGCAGCACCGCCCUGUGCUCCACCUGUGUCCUGAGCACCUAUCAGUCCUGCACUCUCAUCCCUAGAAGUGAAGGGAGGUCAUUGCUCAGAAGAGCCCGCAGGGUCACAGAUUCUUCCUGCUGGAUUUGCUGGAUAUUCAGUGCCUUCGUGAAUAUCUACAUUCCUGUGAACAUCACUGGUCCGCAGGACACGCACAACUAUUCUGAUACUCAAGGCAGGUGGUUCUGCACGUCCUUGGGUCAUAAAUCAGGCUUUACCUUCUUGUGGUCUGUCUCAGAUGCCGUAUUUAUUAGCCUCAUGAUCUGGUCCAGUGGCUCCAUGGUGCUUCUUCUGCACAGACACCACCAGAAAAUGAAGUAUAUUCAUACCCGCACUGGACACCACAGAUGCCCCCCAGAGACCAGAGCUACCCACACGAUCCUGAUGCUGGUGGUCACCUUUGUCAUGUUUUAUGUGCUGAAUUCUGUUUUUGCUUUUUGUAUUAGUGCUUUUCACGAUUUUCGUCUAUGGUUGCUGCAGACCUCUAGUGUCUUAGUUUCAUGUUUUCCCACUGUUUCUCCCUUCCUCUUGCUCCUUAGGGAUCUGAGAGCACCUAGAUUCUGCUCCUGA